AUGUACAACGCCCUGACUGGCCUGGGAGGCUCCGGCCAAGUCGACUCAACAGUAGCAGCCAACGCAACCGUCGCCCUGCUCUCCACAACCGCCGUAGCAUCCCUCUUCUUCGUAGGUCCGAUCCUGUCCCUCGUAGACCCCAAAAUCGCAUUCCUCAUCGGAGGCUGGACCUACGCCCUCUACAGCGGAAGUCUCUUAAACUUCAACCGUACGUUCUCUCCCCCCUUUCCCUUCAAAGACAAACACACCGCAAACGGAACCUUUGUCAUCGCCGCCGGCGCCAUCCUCGGCAUCGGCUCCUCCUUUAUAUGGAUCGUCCAGGGCGCCAUAAUGACAACCUACGUCCACGAGUCGCAAAAGGGCCGCGCCAUCGCCGUCUUCUGGAUCAUCUUCAACCUCGGCGGCGGCGUCGGCAGCCUCGCCGCCUUUGGCCUAAACUUCUCCUCCACCACCGGCACCGUAAACGACGCCACCUACAUCGCCCUCAUGGCCGUCAUGCUCUUCGGCUGGGCGCUGGGCCUCUUCAUCUGCGCCCCGGAGCGCGUCCGUCUCGCGCAGCUCAACGCCGCGACCGAGGCGGAGACUGAGGCAGACCUGCAAGGCGACCUCCAGUAUGAAGAUGAUCCCAUUUGUAUAUACCUAGGAAGACUUUCUUGCCAACGACUAGCAUCAAAAUCGAUUCUUAUAUAGUCUGAAAAGCUCUAUACUCUGGCAGGUAUCUCACAGGUUGGGCCGACAACCGCAGGUUAAAUGCCCAAGACUGAACUUUGAGGCGCGAGGAAGUCUCCCUUUGACUCUGUACUUUGACUGCACAUCUUUCAGACCACUCGGCCCAUGUAAUUCCAGGACAUAAUUUCCAAUACUACAGACCUAACUUACCUCCCGCAAAUCGGACGGUGGUUCGCCCUUCCCU
Messenger RNA from Colletotrichum phormii, 913 nucleotides. RefSeq lists its product as uncharacterized. Gene Ontology annotation, molecular function: transmembrane transporter activity. The record is from RefSeq and is a predicted model, not a curated record. The transcript is spliced from 2 exons. The coding region runs from base 1 to 690 and encodes 229 amino acids. Gene Ontology annotation, biological process: transmembrane transport. NCBI's taxonomy places the organism in Eukaryota, Fungi, Ascomycota, Sordariomycetes, Glomerellales, Glomerellaceae.